AUGGUCUGCUUCACCGUUUGGAUUCCUUACUACCAACUCCGUCUGUACAAGAAUCAGCAAAUCAUCUCAAAGGAUGUUUGUGGUGGUAGCAGCUGUUUUCAAAUUGAGAAUUAUGAUGGCCAGAGACGAAUUGGACCUGAAAUUGUGAUUAAAGGCACAACUGGAGUUGAGCUUGCUUCAGGGCUCCAUUGGUAUUUGAAGUAUAAAUGUAAUGCUCAUGUUUCUUGGGACAAGACUGGUGGCAUCCAGAUUGCCUCUGUUCCACAGCCUGGACAUCUACCUCGUCUAUCUUCUAAACGCAUCUUGAUUCGGCGUCCUGUUCCUUGGAAUUAUUACCAAAAUGUUGUUACUUCUAGCUGUAAGACAUUUACAGUUCUUGGGGAUCAAAAUUCUCUCAUGUGUCAUCAAAUGAGAUGGGAGAGAGAGAUUGACUGGAUGGCAUUGCAAGGAAUUAACUUGCCUCUAGCAUUCACUGGCCAAGAAGCUAUUUGGCAAAAGGUUUUCAAGAGGUUCAAUAUCAGCAAAGAAGAUCUGGAUGAUUAUUUUGGUGGACCAGCGUUCCUUGCUUGGGCUCGCAUGGGAAAUCUUCACGCGUGGGGUGGUCCAUUAUCGGAAAACUGGUUAGGUGAUCAGUUGCUUUUGCAGAAACGGAUACUUUCUCAAAUGCUGGAGCUUGGCAUGACUCCAGUACUUCCAUCAUUCUCUGGCAAUGUUCCAUCAGCUUUGAGAAAGAUAUAUCCUGAGGCAAAUAUAACCCGACUUGAUAACUGGAACACGGUGGAUGGGGAUUCUCGCUGGUGCUGCACUUACCUUUUGAAUCCUUCUGAUCCUCUCUUCAUUGACAUUGGAGAGGCUUUUAUUAAACAACAAAUUGAAGAAUAUGGCGAGAUUACAAACAUCUAUAACUGUGAUACAUUCAAUGAAAAUACUCCUCCCACAAGUGAGCCUGAGUAUAUAUCUUCACUAGGAGCUGCAGUGUACAAAGCUAUGUCCAAAGGAAACAAGAAUGCUGUAUGGUUAAUGCAAGGUUGGCUUUUUAGUUCGGACUCAGGAUUCUGGAAGCCGCCUCAGAUGAAAGCGCUCUUGCAUUCCGUUCCCUUUGGCAAAAUGAUAACUCUUGAUCUGUUUGCCGAUGUCAAACCGAUAUGGAACACAUCCGCCCAGUUUUAUGGAACUCCUUAUAUCUGGUGCAUGCUUCACAAUUUUGGAGGCAACAUUGAAAUGUAUGGGACUCUUGAUUCAAUUUCUUCAGGACCAGUUGAUGCUCGUGUCAGCGAAAAUUCAACCAUGGUCGGUGUAGGAAUGUGCAUGGAAGGAAUAGAGCAGAACCCAGUUGUUUACGAGCUAAUUUCUGAAAUGGCAUUUAGAGAUGAGAAAGUUGAUGUACAGAAAUGGCUGAAGAGCUAUGCACGCAGAAGAUACAUGAAAGAAAAUCAUAAAAUCGAGGCCGCUUGGGAGAUUCUCUAUCACACUGUCUACAACUGCACUGAUGGAAUUGCAGAUCAUAACACAGAUUUCAUAGUCAAACUUCCGGACUGGGAUCCAGACGAAUUAAAACAAACAGAUUCAUAUUCGAUCUCCACUCACCCAUAUGAAACAAAAAGAAGAUUCUUGUUUCAAGAUAAGAGCUCUGGUUUGCCUAAGGCGCAUUUAUGGUAUUCUACAAAGGAUGUGAUAAAAGCUCUCCAACUUUUCCUGGAAGCUGGAGAUGAUCUGUUUGGGAGCUCAACAUAUAGGUACGACAUGGUUGAUUUGACCCGUCAAGUUUUAUCGAAGCUAGCAAAUCAGGUGUACAUCGAAGCAGUGACUGUUUAUGGAAAGAAAGAUAUCGGAAGCUUAAGACGAUUGAGCGCGAAGUUUCUUGAGCUUAUAAAGGACAUCGACGUUUUGCUUGCUUCCGAUGAUAAUUUCCUUCUGGGGACAUGGCUUGAGAGUGCAAAGAAGUUGGCCAGAAACAGUGAUGAAAGGAAACAGUAUGAGUGGAACGCCAGAACGCAGGUGACGAUGUGGUAUGACUCGAAAGAUGUGAACCAAAGCAAGCUUCAUGAUUAUGCAAACAAGUUCUGGAGUGGGUUACUUGAAGACUACUACUUACCCCGGGCGAGAUUGUAUUUCGACGAAAUGCUAAAAAGCUUACAAGAUAAGAAGAAACUAGAGAUAGAGAAAUGGCGAAGAGAAUGGAUAAUGAAGUCACACAAAUGGCAGCAAAGUUCAUCAGAGGUGUAUCCGGUUAAGGCAAAAGGAGACGCCUUAGCUAUUUCAAGGCAUCUGUUUCGUAAGUACUUCCCAUGA
Messenger RNA from Arabis nemorensis, 2292 nucleotides. The record is from the annotation of a GenBank genome assembly. NCBI's taxonomy places the organism in Eukaryota, Viridiplantae, Streptophyta, Magnoliopsida, Brassicales, Brassicaceae.